AUGGCAAGGGCAGUGUUCAAACUUUCAACGGGAGGCCGGUACAAGAUCACUAAAUUCAACGAGGGCCACACGCACUCCAUGGUUCCAGUCGAUACACGGAAUUUGAUGCACAGUAACAGGAAUGUCGACGAAUUCCAACAAAGGCUUAUCAUAUCCGGUAUCAAGGCUAACAUUGGCCCAAUGCGUACCUUUCGUUUGGCCAAAGAGAUUCUAGGUAGUUAUGACGAUGUCGGAUGCACUGGCAACGACUUUAAGAACUUUGCGAGAGACUUGAAGGUGCAUUCUAAGGGAUCCGAUGCCCACAUGUUGUUGGAGUCUUUUUCCAACAAACAGGAGCUAGGAAACGGAUUUAAAUUCUUUCACCAUGUAGAUGAAGACAAUAAAUUGUGUCGACUAAUUUGGGUGGAUGAGAUGUCUGUUAAGAACUACAAGUUUUUUGGCGACGCAGUGUCGUUUGAUGCUACAUACUGCACCAAUAGAUACAAGAUGAUUUUCACUCCUUUUACCGGUAGAGACAACCACGGGAAGUGCAUCUCUUUCGGUGCAGGAUUAAUCUCUCACGAAAACAUGGAGUCGUAUGCAUGGGUGUUGGAUAGGUUUGUUGAUAUAAUGGGCCAUGCACCUCGUUUAUUCAUUACCGAUCAAGAUCCAGGACUCAAGAAAGCCGUCGCCUCUUCUUGGAAAGAAACCCGUCACAGGUUUUGCAUGUGGCACAUAAAUACGAAAGUUGCCGAGAAGUUACCUCAAAAGUUGAGAGAGGAUGCGGAUUUUAGGGGUAUGUAUGAUGGACUGGUUUGGAAUGAGAACAUCGAUCCAACAGUGUUUGAAGAAAAUUGGAAUAACAUGAUUGAGGAAUAUGACCUUGCCUCGAGCAGAUGGUUCUCCGACAUGUACGAAGAUCGUGCAAAGUGGAUCCCGGCAUUUUUUAGAGAUGUACCUAUGAGUGGCUUUUUCCGAACCACAUCGAUGUCUGAAAGCGAGAAUAGUUAUUUCAAACGCUUUAUCCAAAAGAACUCCGAUCUUGUGGUAUUGUAUACUAACUUCUGCAGUGGUCUUGAUUCACAAAGAUAUAAUUACAAGCAGGCGACACAUGCCGACGAGACACGUUCUCCCAUGAUGAAGACAAAUCUACCCAUUGAAUGUAAUGCAGCGGCUGUAUACACAAAUGCGAUGUUCAAGGAGGUUCAGGAGCAGAUAGACUGUUCAAGCAGAGCUUGUGCAAUGCGGAAGAUGUUUUCCGAUGGCGACGACAUCAUUUAUGAGAUUGAGGACAAACUAGAUGGUCUCUUUACUGUGUGCCGUUUACACCCACAUGACGACGUCGUAUGUAGCUGCAAAUUGUUCACCCGGAAAGGUAUCCCUUGCAUGCAUAUGUUUCUUGUGUUUAGGAAUAUGAAUCUCGACACUAUUCCCCAUAAGUACGUUGCGGCGAGAUGGUGCAAGUAUAGCAUCUUGUGUCCAAAUGAUUCAACAGAUCAAGUGCAAAAUUAUGACAAGCAUUCCAAAUCUAAUUUGGAGCUUCGCAUAUUCAAGAUUGCGAGUGAAUCCAUUGGAUACGUUAGGGGCAAUGAAGAGUUGUGUAACCAAUUAUAUGAGAAUCUCAUUGAAGUUAGGGACAAGUUUGCCAAGCUCGGAACUCCGGAGAACUCAUCCUUGUCGAAGAACAGGAUUUUCGAUGAGUUUUAUGGAUCGUCUCCAACCGAAACUCCAUCUGUUCUGCCACCAGAUGUCGCUAAGACUAAAGGGAGUGGUGCUGGUGGACGUAGAAAAUCGAAAAAAGAAAAGGCAAUGCUGCUUGCACAGAAACCCAAGCGGCUUUGCAGGAAAUGUAAGACAAGGGGCCAUCAUGAUUCAAGAAACUGCCCCACAAAGGAUGACGCAGAUCUUAGUUCCUAG
This is a messenger RNA of Salvia miltiorrhiza (redroot sage), 1896 nucleotides long. RefSeq names its product protein FAR1-RELATED SEQUENCE 5-like. Lineage: Eukaryota; Viridiplantae; Streptophyta; Magnoliopsida; Lamiales; Lamiaceae. The coding region runs from base 1 to 1896 and encodes 631 amino acids. The record is from RefSeq and is a predicted model, not a curated record. The transcript is spliced from 2 exons. Gene Ontology annotation, biological process: regulation of DNA-templated transcription. Gene Ontology annotation, molecular function: zinc ion binding.